Messenger RNA from Cylicostephanus goldi, 636 nucleotides. The record is from the annotation of a GenBank genome assembly. Lineage: Eukaryota; Metazoa; Nematoda; Chromadorea; Rhabditida; Strongylidae.
UUGUCUCAUAAAUCUUCUUUUCAGGAGAAAGCAGGAAAAUUGCUUGCUGGUAUAAUUGCAUAUUCCAUUAGUGUGGUAUGUCUAAUACCAGCUGUAUUCAUUCUGUGGUUUUUCCGAACACUCCGACACCAGCCGAUGUUCACAGUGCACCGUCAUCUGUUGAUAUCGUUCCUGCUUCUGGGUCUGCUUUACCUAAUCACCAGCACCUACUUCUUCUUCGAGGGUUCACCUGGUUUCGGUCAAACCAAUGCCAAUCAUAUUGUUUGCCGUAUCCUGUUUCUGGUCCAAUUGCGUUACCUUCGACUCGCCACCUUUAGUUGGAUGCUGGCCGAAGGCGUCUAUCUGUUCCGUCUUUUACAAAGUGAUAGUGCCGAUGGUGACAGCCUGACCGUCUACAAAUUACUUUGCUGGGGUGUGCCAGCGGUCAUCUCCAUCAUGUAUGGCUUGCUUCGAUUAUUUUACAACAACGAAAAAUGCUGGUUUGAACCAACGGAAAACGGUUUUGUUGAAGCCACUAUAAGGGUCCCUUGUUUAUUGGCACUCGCAGUAAAUAUAGUAAUAAUGUCGCGAAUAUUGUAUAUUUUGGUGAAGAAACUUCGACAUGAUCCACAUUUGGAACGAAUACAGUAUAAGUGA